AUGAAUUCUUCAUAUUCGAAAGAAGCCUCAUAUAACUACAGAGAUGGUGUAUAUAGAGAUGAGCGUGGUCGAGUGACAUACCCACCGACUGUCUAUUACAACGAUCGACCUUACAAGCCUGGGUAGGGUGGUUUUGAAUGGCAUGUCAAAACUUUUUAGACUAUUUUUUAAACUUUUUAAAAAAUUUUAAAAUUUCAAAAAAAAUUUUUUUUUAAAUUUUAAAAUUUUAAAAUAUCAAAACAUAUUUAUAAAAUGACAUUUUUAGCCACGGUCCAACAUACUAUGUCAGAGAAGACGUAAGAUACGAUGAUUAUGGACGACCAGUGGUUUAUCGUCGUGGUGCCAGAGGGAAUGGCUGCCGUUUCUUCCCUAUUUGCUGUUGUUUCCCUUGUAUACCGUGCUGUAUUCCUUGUACUGAUUAA
This is a messenger RNA of Bursaphelenchus okinawaensis, 422 nucleotides long. The record is from the annotation of a GenBank genome assembly. Lineage: Eukaryota; Metazoa; Nematoda; Chromadorea; Rhabditida; Aphelenchoididae.